Aspergillus uvarum CBS 121591 is the source of this 740-nucleotide messenger RNA. RefSeq lists its product as uncharacterized. The transcript has a single exon. Bases 350 to 568 code for a protein of 72 amino acids. NCBI's taxonomy places the organism in Eukaryota, Fungi, Ascomycota, Eurotiomycetes, Eurotiales, Aspergillaceae. The record is from RefSeq and is a predicted model, not a curated record.
CUCCCGUCAUCUCGGGUGGGGUCAGACAAACGGCAAGUGGCUUCCAAGGAUCAGGCUGAUGCGAUUGAGCUACGUUGGGACCUUCCGACCUUCACGUGGCGAGGGUUCGAGACUAUUCCUCAUCCAGCCUCCUGACUCAGAAUUGACGGUCAGAGCCGGGGCAAACCAAAGGGAAAUGGCCUAUGAUGAAACGAACAUUUCAACAGUCAAGUCGGUAGACCCGUGAGAGAAUGCAAUCGAAUUACAUUCGUUGCCAUUCAUUGUCUUUGCGAGAGGGGAGUUGGUCUGUCAAGCGCCGCCGCACUGCACUGUCCAAGUGGGCUGGCUCCUCAAACCUAACCUACCUUUCAUGCCAUUAUUGCCCCCCUCUCUCUGUCUCUCUCUCUCUCUCUCUGUCUCUCUCUCCAUUCAUCAAGCAAUCCACCGAUCCAUUUAUCUACUACUCUCUACCCUUCCCACCCACAGCCCCGGCCGAACAAUGGCCGCUAAUCUGCGCGACCGAUGGAGACGCAAAGCCACCAGGGGUCGCAAGAUCCAUCUCUGUCAAUGUUGGUUCUCUGGGUUCUAGAUUCAUUCAGGAGGAAGAAGAUCGUGUCUCAUCCACAGCCGUGGCAGUGAAAAAAAUAGAUCGACCAUCUAUCAUGGGGACUUUGAUUUCCCCAACCUUGUUAAGACGGAUGAAAAUCAUAGGGACGAAACGUCCAAAUUACCAAAAUUACACUUAAAUAAAAGAGAGACCA